AUGUAUGAUUGGCCUUCGAACCCCAUCCUCACCAGCUCGUUUCCUAUGAAUCCUUAUGAAAAUCUAAAAUUAUUCGAAACUCCUAAGCUCGAUGGCACAAUCGUUGCAGAUAUUCCCAAUUCAGUCAUUAUCAUGUCUCCUCCUGAUGAAGAUGUUUGGAAUCCAAGAUUGGAGGAAGAAGAAGAGAGAGUGCCAAUGGAAAACCAGAUCAACAAACAAGAUCAACGAGAUUCAUCGGAUUCUGCUAAAUUUGGACACCCAAUAGGACCCACAACGGAAUCUUCAAUUGAGACAAACAAGAUAAACAAUCCAACAAAACCAGAGGAUGCUUCAUCGGAUUCUGCUAAAUUUGGACACCCAAUUGAACCCACAACGGAAUCUUCAUGCAAAGGCAGAUAUGUUUAUGUUCAAGAAGUUCCAACGAGAUUCAAUCAAGAUCUUUUAGACAAUUGUCAUUCACUCAACAACUGGACCAACAUGUGUCAAUACAUGGAGAACAUGGGUCUUGGUCCUCAUCUUCGUCGCACCAUACCAGGUGGGGAAUCAUUCUACGCCACCCACCAAUUCUCUCUCGAAGUCAUCUUCCACAACAGAAUGAAACAGUAUAAAUGCUUAACAAAAAACUCAUCAAUGGCAUCCGCUGUUUUCGUGCCUUAUUAUUCGGGUCUUGAUGUGGCUCGUUAUCUGUGGGGAUCCACCGCCGCUUUGAGAGAUGCGGGACCCAUUGAUCUAUACGAGUGGCUUCGGAAUAGAAGGGAAUGGAAGGUUAUGUCGGGACGAGACCACUUCAUGGUUGCUGGUCGGAUAACAUGGGAUUUUCGCCGCGGAAUUGAUGAGGAUUCUGCAUGGGGAAACAAGCUAAUGCUCUUACCGGAAUCCCAAAACUUGACGAUGCUUACAAUCGAGUCGAGCCCAUGGAACAAGAACGAUUUUGCAAUCCCAUACCCGACGUACUUCCAUCCCUCAAACGACAAAGAAGUUUUAAAUUGGCAAAACCGAAUGAGAAGGGUUAAGAGACCAUACUUAUACUCCUUUGCGGGAGGCAAACGUCCAAAGAUAGAGGAUUCUAUCCGUGGCGAGAUAAUGAACCAAUGCCAAUCCUCGGGGAGAAAAUGCAAGCUCAUGGAAUGCAUAGAUGCAAGCAAUAAGUGCUUAAAGCCCGAUUACCUGAUGAAAAUAUUUUUUAGCUCCGUAUUUUGUCUUCAACCUCCGGGCGAUUCCUUUACUCGAAGAUCGAUAUUUGAUUCGAUAGUAGCGGGUUGUAUACCGGUUUUCUUUCAUCCAGCAUCGGCUUACACGCAGUAUUUAUGGCACUUACCGAAAAAUUAUAAGAAGUAUUCUGUAUUAAUAUCGGAGGGGGAUGUUAAAGCGAAAAAGGUGAGAAUUGAGUUGGUUCUGGGAAGUAUGAAGAGAUCGGAAGUGAUUGCAAUGAGAGAAGAGGUUAUAAAGUUGAUACCAAAGGUGGUUUAUAAAGAUCCGAGAUCAAGAUUGAGAACGGGGAGAGUGGAAGAUGCGUUUGAUUUGACAAUGAAAGGUGUUCUUGAGAGAGUGGAGAGGCUAAGGAAGGAAAAUGGUCAUGAGAGACUUGAUCUAGAACCAGAAGAGUUGAGCUGGAAGUAUAGAUUUUUUGGACAUACGGAAAAUAAUAAUGAAUGGGAUCAUUACUUCAAGAGAAGAGACAAAAUUGUUUAUUAAAAUUAGUAGUGUUUGCGUUGUUGUUAGAGCUUUUCUUGAUAUGUGGUUUUU
This is a messenger RNA of Impatiens glandulifera, 1746 nucleotides long. RefSeq names its product probable xyloglucan galactosyltransferase GT11. The coding region runs from base 1 to 1695 and encodes 564 amino acids. The record is from RefSeq and is a predicted model, not a curated record. The transcript has 2 exons. Gene Ontology annotation, molecular function: glycosyltransferase activity. NCBI's taxonomy places the organism in Eukaryota, Viridiplantae, Streptophyta, Magnoliopsida, Ericales, Balsaminaceae.